Molecule: messenger RNA, 1577 nt
Organism: Sceloporus undulatus (fence lizard)
Lineage: Eukaryota; Metazoa; Chordata; Lepidosauria; Squamata; Phrynosomatidae
Gene: SLC50A1
Product: solute carrier family 50 member 1
Exons: 5
Coding region: 93-662 (189 amino acids)
Biological process (GO): carbohydrate transport
Cellular component (GO): membrane
Molecular function (GO): sugar transmembrane transporter activity
Source: RefSeq, a predicted model, not a curated record
CUGAAUAGAUCAGAGGCAGGAUGUGUGCGUGCAUACCAUGAAGUAUACCAUUUGUCCUUUCUUUUCUUGCACCCAGGUCUGAUCUGAAGCAGAUGUCUGUGACCAGAAGUGUGGAGAACAUCCAGUUUUUGCCGUUUCUCACAACCGAUGUCAAUAACCUGAGUUGGCUGGGCUAUGGGUUCCUGAAGGGCGACUGGACCCUGAUUGUUGUCAACGCAAUUGGCGCAGCACUUCAAUCACUUUACAUUCUUGUCUAUUUCUACUUCAGCACAGAGAAGGGAGCUGUACUGUUAAAAACUAUGGCCUUACUGGCGGCACUCUUGGUAGGUUACUGCUACUUCAGCCUCCUGAUCCCAGAUGUUUCCAUGCGACUAAGUCGCCUGGGACUCUUCUGUAGUCUUUUUACCAUCACCAUGUACCUCUCACCAUUGACUGACUUGGCCAAGAUUGUGAAGAGUAAGUCAACACAAUGCCUCUCCUUCCCUCUGACUGUGACAACGUUUCUGGCUUCGGCCUCCUGGACCCUGUAUGGCCUGCUUCUUCAGGACCUUUACAUUGCGAUCCCCAACUUGCCAGGCAUUGCAACUAGUCUGGUGCGGUUCUGGCUCUUCUGGCGUUUCCCUCCAGACCGCGACAGACCGUACAGGCCACUACAGGCCUGAGGAUCAGGGCCUUGACUGACGGAGAAGCUGCUGGCCACAGAAGGGGAAGAACACCCAGACUUGGUGGUGUCUCCACUCCUCCAUAGAGUGCACAGCAGCCUCUGAAUGCCCAAAAGACAUCCUGACUCCACAAGUGCCUUGUCGGUGGGGCAAUUCCUUUGUCUCAGGCUGAAUGGGGCUGGGAGGCAAAGGAAACAAACGGGGCCUCACCGGUGAGGCCCCAGUGCCCCUCUUGCCUGUCUGGGCACUCAGGGUGCAAGUGGACAGACAUCAGUGGAGUGUGAGACAUGCAGAAAUCACUAUUCAAAGAAAAAAAUGAUGGCUUAGAAAACCCUGGAGUGGGCCUCAUCUUUCAUUCUUGCCUCUUAAAAUAUAGUUUGAAAAGUACCUUUCUGAGGACUAAAAGAAAAAAAUUCUGAUGGGCUAUGAGGACUUUCCAUUCCACACUUUCCUGAGUUCUGUUCUGAUAACCUUUUCACUGACCUGGCCUGUGUCAUCUACUGAUGCCAUUUGCUGCCAUCAAACCUGUGGUGGUUGCAUUCCUGCAUUACUAAGAAGGACUGUUGGACAUGCUCACUUGCCUGUACCUUUCUCCUUUUACCUUCCUAGCCUUCCCCAGCCUGGCAUCCUCCAUAUGUAGUAGAACACAUGUCCCAUUUUCCCUAGCAUUGUGUUCAUGGGGACAAUGGGAGUUAUAGACAAGCGUGUCCUGUGGGUGCCUGGUUGAGAAAGGCCCUACCAUUUUGCUCCCCCUUCCCCAAACAGUUGGUCAAAUCUAUGGGGUGACGGAAACAAAACAGUUGAGAAAUCCUAGCACUAACAAGGAAACAGUCCCCCCCCCCAACUCCGUUAUUUCUUCUGCCUCAGUAUGAUUGUUUUAAAGUGCCUUGUAAUAAAAAGGACUGUUUGUGGAAA